UUCCUAUUAAUCCAGCAGCUCUUCGUUAAAUCUCAGUAGUCGAGUAGAGAUCGCGUUAACGGUAGUUUGUCGCUACGAACGUACCAAAAAAAUAAGGCAGUCUCCGUACAAGAUGGCGAUGAAAGAACAGCGGGUCGUUAUGUAUCUGCCCAUGCUGAUAUUGAUCCUGACGGAGGUUCUUUUGAUGUCGUACGGCGGCGAAGCUGCGAGUGCCUCCGAAGUUAGAAGCUGGUCACCGAGAAGUACAUCGGACGCAUUAACGGUGGAUCCCGUAGACAGCGAGCCAGUCGAAAGGCGCAAACGUGGCAACACCUACAAGAGGUCCUCUUCGAGAGGGAGCAAGUCCCGUCUUAACGGCCCAGAGGAUCAGGAAGAUAACCCGGACCCAUCGCACAACUUAUUAGUCCGCUCUGCCGGACCCAAAGAAUUCUUCACAGACCUCGUCGGCUUGUUGGCUAAUGCGAAACCUACGGAGGGCGCCGGCGACGUCACCCCAUCGGACGACACUCCCCCUGCAGCGGCGCGAGAAUCGACGUCGGAUACCGAGGGAACGCAACCGCCCCAUCGAUCAGGCCGCGAAGAACCCGCUCCAGGCAAAGGUGACCGAAGAUUGUGGAUAGGAACAGCUCCCACCGUACCAACAACAAUGACUCCCAUCAUCAAACCUUCUCUUCGUCCGUAUCUUCUGCUUUUCAUCGAAAACGUUAACCCGUUUCCGACCUACGAGGAGCUGAUAACACAUCUGCAGCAGUUCCUCGACGAAUUGGCCACCCUUAAAACGUACUCCGCUUACAACGCCGGGGGGCAAAAUCCUUACUAUCUUUCAAAUUCAGGAUUGAACGACAAUCAACCGGGACUGCUUCAGUCGGUAUUCAACUUGUUGACCCCCUACGCCACCACCGAACAACCGCCGUAUCUCCAUCCUUCUCUGGUCGCCACCGGAGCACCGAGUGCCAUCGGGUCAAUAAUAAAUGCACUCAAUCCGUUCCCUUCCGAAGCCGGUAACAACGGACCUGGAUCAAGGCCCUACGGCGCGGCGUCCGAAAACUACGGAUCGAGUCCGGUUAGGCCGGCUGCGAAUCAACAGUAUCCUUACAAUCCGGGAUCCGGACGACCCUACGGAGCGGUGACAACCGCGUCAAGUAUCGUCGGUUCGAUUAUGGAUGCUUUGAAUCCUUUCAAACCAACCCAACCGCCUACACCGCCGCCGCCGCAGGUCACCGAACGUCCGGGAGUAUGGCAAUUCGCCGCCAACUGGUUGCAACCCUUCUCCAAAAAAUUGUCGACGAUGGGCAUAAUUCUUUCGCCGGAUCUUCAGGGUAAUCUGACAAAACUCCUCGGAUCCGUACAAAACGUGGACUUGAGAGAGCCGACCAAGCGUAUGCUGGACAACGCCGAAGAAAAAUCGGACGCUAACGCAGACACAGCCACUCCCGAGCCGAAAGUCGAUCUACUGUCACCCCUUGGUCCGGUUCUCAACAAACUGAGUCAGCUUCGAUCGGUAAUCAACGAACUGAAUCCGCCGCAAGGACGUGCCACCCCAAACCAAGUGGAGGGACGUCGGUCGAUUUCCGACAAAAAGAAACUAGCGCGCUCGGCUUCGGGGAAACAGUUGUUCUGUCAGGACCUACCCAUCGAUUAUUGGAGCAUUGCAAAUUACGCAUUGAAGUAUCACGAGGAGUACCUGCCGUGGGAUGACGCUAAACAGAUGUGCGCCCAGGAGACUGGAAAUUUAGUUUUACCCGAAAAUGACGAAGAGUGGCGGGUUUUGAACGAUCACGUCAAGGGCAAAGUUGACGGCAAAGAGUUGCGCUAUCACGUUGGCUUCCACCGCAAAUCUCCUGCUAAGUCAUGGGAAACGAUUUACGGUGACGACUUACCGUACGAAAUCUGGUCCGACGAUCCCGUUUACGUCGAUCCAGAAGGCGAACUCUGCGGAGGCGCCUACUAUUCCGAUUAUUCCGAUUAUUACAACGGAUACAUCGGAAAUUCAUGUAACGAGCCACUUCCUUUCGUGUGCCAGAUCAGAAUUCCUCCCGACUGCGUGUAGAUGAAUUAAUUCGUAAAAUAAACGCCACACGCAAUUGUUGAAUAA
Molecule: messenger RNA, 2095 nt
Organism: Athalia rosae (coleseed sawfly)
Lineage: Eukaryota; Metazoa; Arthropoda; Insecta; Hymenoptera; Athaliidae
Exons: 9
Coding region: 113-2050 (645 amino acids)
Source: RefSeq, a predicted model, not a curated record